AUGCAGGUUGCAAACGUAUAUAACACCAUCCACGGGUACCACAACAAGCCUGGGUACGUGUCCAAGGUCAAGCUACGUGUGCCAGGAUGCGCCGAAAAGCCGGCGCACGUGACGCACGAGUUGAUGCACGUGCUAGGCUUCUUCCACGAGCACCAACGCAUGGACCGCGAUGAACACAUCGUUGUGCGGUACGAAAACAUGAAGGAAGGCACUAAUAUUAUUGAUUAUCAUGUGCAAUAUAACGAGACACUGGGGCUGCCUUACGACAUCGGCUCCAUUAUGCACUAUGGUCCUCGAGGGUCACGUAAAGACCAUCACUCCAAAACCAUAGAAGCCAGGCCUGGGGAGCCCUCCUCCUCACUCAUGGGCCAAAGGACUAACCUCAGUGUUAUUGACGUGGCCAGGGUCAAUCGUCUGUACCGGUGUACCGAACAUUACCUGGGUGACGACCUGCCCGGAGCCCAGCGCUACCAAGAGUGGGUCAACAGCCACUGA
Homarus americanus (American lobster) is the source of this 495-nucleotide messenger RNA. RefSeq names its product low choriolytic enzyme-like. The transcript has a single exon. Gene Ontology annotation, molecular function: metalloendopeptidase activity. NCBI's taxonomy places the organism in Eukaryota, Metazoa, Arthropoda, Malacostraca, Decapoda, Nephropidae. The record is from RefSeq and is a predicted model, not a curated record. Bases 1 to 495 code for a protein of 164 amino acids. Gene Ontology annotation, biological process: proteolysis.